UGGGGAACUAGUUAGUGCACGGCAGCGGCGGAGAUGCAAUCCACAACGACGACGACCACGAUGACACGACGCCUUGGCCUGCUCGGGCUGCUGGUGGUGCUGGGACUGAUCGCUGUCCAGGGCAAGCCCCAUGGCUGGAGCAGCGGCGGCGGAGGAGGCGGUUGGUCCUCUGGCGGAGGAGGAGGUUGGUCCGGAGGCGGCGGUGGCGGCAGCAAGGUCAUCAUCAGUGCCUGGCCUUCAUCGGGCGGUGGAGGUGGCGGCUGGAAGAGUGGCGGCGGUGGAGGAGGCUGGAAGAGCGGCGGUGGAAGCGGCGGCUGGUCCUCUGGAGGUGGAGGCAGUGGCUGGAAGAGCGGCGGUGGAAGCGGUGGCUGGUCCUCUGGAGGUUGGCCUAGUUCCGGCGGCAGUUCCGGCUGGAAAUCUGGCUCUGGCGGCGGUUCCGGCUGGUCCAGCGCCUUGUCCAGCCUCUCGGGCUGGAAGUCCCAGGCUCUGUCCAGCUUGAGCGGCGGUGGUGGAGGUGGCUGGUCCUCCGGAGGAGGCGGCGGCGGCUGGUCCUUGGGUGGCAGCGGCGGUGGCUGGAAGAGUGGUGGCGGCGGCGGAGGCGGCUGGAAGAGUGGUGGCUCUGGAUGGUCAUCGGGCGGCAGCUCCUCCUCGGCCUGGCCCAGCAAGAUUAGCAGCGGUUGGUCCUCUGGCGGUGGUGGCGGCGGCGGCUGGAAAAGCGGCGGAGGAGGCGGUGGCUGGUCGUCCUGGUAAAGCUUGGACACCAGGACACUUGGACCACAUCUGGCAAAAAACUGGCAACGAGGCGACACUAGAUCCCACUACUCAGCUUGUAUAUAACAUUUCUCUGCCCUAAUUUUAACCAAUCCUCUUUUUUUUUUCUUUGUUGUAUGUCCCAGAAAUAUAUAUGUGAAUAAAUCUUACGAGAACGUAA
Molecule: messenger RNA, 931 nt
Organism: Drosophila serrata
Lineage: Eukaryota; Metazoa; Arthropoda; Insecta; Diptera; Drosophilidae
Source: RefSeq, a predicted model, not a curated record